Messenger RNA from Neospora caninum, 3816 nucleotides. RefSeq lists its product as hypothetical. Bases 1 to 3816 code for a protein of 1271 amino acids. Gene Ontology annotation, biological process: mRNA cis splicing, via spliceosome. The transcript is spliced from 7 exons. The record is from RefSeq and is a predicted model, not a curated record. NCBI's taxonomy places the organism in Eukaryota, Apicomplexa, Conoidasida, Eucoccidiorida, Sarcocystidae. Gene Ontology annotation, cellular component: spliceosomal complex.
AUGGCGGAAAGCAAUGCGAUGUCCUCGGCGCUUUCGCGUCUUCGGAUCGCAUCCGACGAAGAUCCAGAAAGCCGAGGACGAAGUGACAGCAGUGAGAGCAGCGACGGCUGGGCGGAGGAGCGGCGGCGGCGCGCGAUCUGGGAGAGCCUGCGCAUGCCUGACGUCGACGAAGAAGGAUUCGUGGACCUCACAGCUCUCCUGCAUCGCUCGCUUCCCAGACAUGCGCCGCCGGGGUGGGCGGUUCACGGCGAAGGCUUUCACGCCGAAGUCGCGAUGCAGGCUGUCGAAGUCGGAGAGCCCCCCAUGGACGUUGGGUACAACCUCGGCGCCUUCGCUCUAGCACAACACAACCCCGGUAACGCGCCUCCAUCCUCUUCCUCUUCUCCAUCUUCGUCUUCUUCUCCAUCUUCGUCUUCUUCCUCUUCUUCCUCUUCUUCCUCUUCUUCCUCGUCUUCCUCUUCUUCUCCAUUUUUGUCUUCUUCCUCUGUGGCAUCACGGCCUGGCAUGCGAGAGAGACUGGAAUUUCAGUCGCGACUCGUGGCGGGGAACGUUCCCGAUGAGGAACUCGCCUGCGUGAUGAAUCGUCUCCUGCGCCUGCUUCUUCCGACUGUGACGGAAGGGAGACACUUUGCGCAAACUGUUCUGCAGUGUGUGUGCUUCCACACGCCGCUUCAGAGCGUGGUGCGCCGCACGCGAGAGACGCGGGGAAAACAGAGAGAGGAAAGUGUGAAGAGAAGCGACGAAGACCUCGAUCGAGACGACAGACGAGGCGAGAGCCAAGACUCCCGCCUCCUUCUUCUGCAAAGGCUCCCGCUCCUCCAAGCCUUCUGUCGUUGUCUACUGCACGCCUGUGUCGCGCUGGACGAAAUCCUUCAAGGCGCCCGGAUGGAUCGGCUUAUAUUCGAGGAAGACCACCGCGUCUUCUGGCCAGGCCGCCGCCUGCAGCAGCUCGCAGACCGUCGCGAGUUCCACCUCUUGUCCUGGGCCCCUGCGUCACACAGCGAAGAGGAAAAGGAAGCGGACCACGCGGAAGCUGCCGCUGACGGCGUUUACCGGGACCCGGACGAGCCGAGAGACACAGGGAGCCGAACAGGCGAAGGCAAGGGGCGAGAGUGCAGGAUCGAGUGUCCAGAUGAAACGCGAAGGAGCGCACGGGAAGGCACCUGUCGAGCGCGCAAAGAGAUUUCCUGGUUCGAAGAUUCUCUCGCCGUGACUUGGCAGGUCUGUGGAGUCAACAUCGACAGCCUCCUUGCCCUCGAGGAUACCCAGCCUCGAUCAGCCAUUCACACGCUCAAAAAGGAACUUCGUGACUUUCUCUAUUCUCGAACGAACCAAAGAAAUAUGCGCGAGUCGCCACCCAAUGCUGCCAACCUCGGCCCGAAACAAAACCACGUCGAAGGCAUCGCGUUUGCAUGUCGCUUCGUCCUCCGGUUUCUCCUUCUCCUCCGCGGCAUGCAACGCGUCGACGCCGGGCUGGUUCCCGCCAUCCGCGGCUUUCUCGCUCAAACCCCACACGCGCGGCGCCUCUUGCCAGCGGCGGGGCGAAGCGACUCGGCUACGUGUCCUCUGACAAAGCAAAAGGAAAGAGACACGGCGCAUCGAGACCAGAGCCCUGGAGAGGAGAAGAGGAGAGAACAGCGGGGAGAAAGGGAGGAAGCGAGAGAGGACGAAGACCGGGAGGAAGAAGGGCAUGGUGUCGUUGCCACAUUAGUUCGCAGUUUUGCCCGGACCAAGCGACAGAUCGACUUCCUCAACGCGCUGCUGGAAAGGGAAGAGCACCGACAAAAGAGGAACGACGGGGUUGGCGAACCAGAAGGCGGGAGCGACCUGCGAGACGAAGACGAGACAAUCCGAGAAGAAGGGACUGCCCCGCUUUGGUUUGAUUCGCUGUUCGUCCAGCAGUGCGGCGUGCUGCCUCUGCAGCCUGUACAGCCUCCGUCUCGCCGUGUCUUCUUCACCACCACGCGGGCUCUUCUGCACCGUUUGUCGUCUCUGCUGAGCGUCUCCAUAUCUUCUCUGUCUCUGUGCGUCCGCGACGGCUCUCGCCCUCCUUCGUCUUGGGGUUCUCUCGAGCCUCUCGAGCCUCUCGAGUUCUCGUCUGUCUCUUCUUCGGAAGCCUCCUGCCUUUUCCCUCCGUGCCUCCUUCAACAUCUGAACGCUCUCCGGCCGUGGCCCCAGUCCCUGUCUGCUUCGUUGCCAGCCGCGGGCCUAUCUCCCAAUCUUCGACAGCCUUCGCUCCAUCCUUCUGCCAUCGCAUGCGUUAGCCGAGCGGCAGACACUCUUAGGUUCGCUCCUUUUUCUUCUCCGGUUUCCUCUUCUUCCUCCGCUUCCGCUUCUUCCUCUUCUUUCGCUUCUUCCUCUUCUUUCGCUUCUUCCUCUCCUUCCGCUUCUUUCUCUUCUUUCUCUUCAUCUGCGCUUCUCUCUCCGUCGCCACUCCCCGGAUUGGCUGAGGACGUGGCCUUGCUUCGCGUCUUCGCCUUGCGUCUUCUGCAGACGGUGAUGGCAGCGACGGAAGACUCUGAGAAGUGUCGCGGCGACGCGCGCCGUUUCCAGGAAAGCCUCGUCGCCACUAUUUCUGGAGAAGGCGAAAGAGGAAAACCAGUCAAACGUAAAUUUGCACCCGAGGAAAGAAACGAACUGGAAGACGCCUGGUUCUUCUCCGUCCCGCGCUCGUGGCGGCGACAAGCGGAGGUUCUCCUCUCUCACGCGACGGCAGCGCCUUGGCAACAGCCUCGCUCUCGACUCUCUUGCGCUCCUGUUCCCCCUGGCGGCUCGCCUCGUCUGUCUUCGCUGCAUGCAUGCAUGCAUGCGCCGGGUUCUUCACUCCCCUCCGUCGCGGUCUCUCCCUGUGCCGGUGAGAAGGCGCGUGAAGACAGGCAACCAACCAGCCAGACCCAGGAAGCGACGGAAACGGAGAGAAACCGAAACGAGGCGCGAGUGCAAAGAGCUGCCUCGGAGGCCCUCACGGCCUUCGCCGACGCCCUCGCAGAGGCUCUCGAAGCCAACGCGACUAGCUGCCACUUGAGUCUCGCGCGGCAUCACCGCGACCUGAAACGGCGCAUGCGACAAGUCGGGGAUGUUCUCAAGAGCGCGCUUGCGGCCCAGGCUCUCGCCGCCGUUCGUCUGGAACUGGAAACGAAGAACGGGGCGUCCCCAACAGGAGAGUCUCAGACGACAAGGCCCUUCUCUCCACACCUCUCCGGCCCCCUGUCUCCUUCUCUUUCUUCCUCUUCGCCCUCUUCUUCCUUUUCUCCCUCUUAUUCCUCGUCUCCGUCUCUUUGGAAACUCGCGGCAGCUCCAGUCGUUGUGGCGCUUCGCCUGCUGCUGUGGCAGCACCGGCAGCGGCUGCUCGUUUCGGCUUCACUGGAUCUGUUGCGCCCGCAAGAGACGUGUCUCCUCUUCUGGCACCUUUGUCUCCUGGACCUAACUGACAACCAAUUCCAAGUUGAGGUUUGUUUCUGGGAAGGCGAAGAGGCGGAUCUCGAGAAUGGGCGUGCCUUUGCGUAUGGUUUCGCCUCGUUCUGUCUGCGCCUUCAGGUGACCUGUUCUGACCCGCGUCUGUUUGCGGCAUUCUUCUCGUCUCUCCUCUCGCCUGCAUUUGCCUCGUUGCUGCCGCAGUGGACGAAUCAGUUGAAAACGAACGAGGCAAAGCAGCGAGACGAACGCGGAUCCGCGACCUCGCACGCUUCCGGUGGUGUGGCGAGCAGGGCGCGAGGCGCCGCGACCACACCCGCGAGAAGCGAAGACUUGGACAACGGCAACUUUUCAGACUGGCCGCUUCCUCCCGGGUUUAUCUUCUUCUGUCUCUUCGUGUAA